This is a messenger RNA of Gymnodraco acuticeps, 1635 nucleotides long. RefSeq names its product E3 ubiquitin/ISG15 ligase TRIM25-like. The record is from RefSeq and is a predicted model, not a curated record. Bases 468 to 962 code for a protein of 164 amino acids. NCBI's taxonomy places the organism in Eukaryota, Metazoa, Chordata, Actinopteri, Perciformes, Bathydraconidae. The transcript has a single exon.
CUCUUUGGUUAAACGUACUUCACCCUAUCGUCAGUCAGCUGUUUUCAGCCUGUAAGAGAAGCAAACAGAAAUUAAACAGGAGUUACAGAGAUAAGGAGCCUUCCUCUAAGGUGCAAAGAAAUAUUUUAAAACUAAAAGCUGUUGUGAGCAGGUAGUAAGCGAGGAUCCGUUUGUAAAUGAGGAAACGGUUCAGAAUGUCAGCGCUGCUCCUCCUCCUGGAAUGAGUCAGAGUUUGAUAAGCCCUCCCUCUUCUUCCUGCUCUCAGACACAGCCAGCUCCACUCUGUAUUUCCUGGUUCCUCCCCUUUAGAUCCACACUGAGGAGGAUGAGUGUAACCAACAUGUGGGUAAAGUACAAGAGCUGAUAGGCCACAUUCACUGCACACACACAUGCUGUUCAGAUCACAGCUCACAUAGUUUCAGCUCUCAGGAAGUGAAACUCUAGACACUCGCUGCCACUGAGGUGAAAUGGCGCAGAAAGGAGUUCAGCUGGACCGGGAAACCUUCUCUUGUUCUAUCUGUCUGGAUCUACUGAAGGAUCCGGUGGCUAUUCCCUGUGGACACAGCUACUGCAUGAAGUGUAUUGAAGGCUUCUGGGAUGGAGAGGAUGAGAAGAAGACCCACAGCUGCCCUCAGUGCAGGCAGAGCUUCACACCGAGGCCUGUCCUGCUGAAAAACACCAUGUUAGCAGCUUUAGUGGAGGAGCUGAAGAAGACUGGACUCCAAGCUGCUCCUGCUGAUCACUGCUAUGCUGGAGCUGAAGAUGUGGCCUGUGAUGUCUGCACUGGGAGAAAACUGAGAGCCUGUAAGUCCUGCCUCGUGUGUCUGGCCUCUUACUGUGAGAAACACCUCCAGCCUCAUUAUGACGUAGCUCCAUUAAAAAACCACAAGCUGGUGGAGCCCUCCAAGAAGCUCCAGGAGAACAUCUGCUCUCGUCAAUCCAGGACAGAGAGAAGGAGGUGAAGCGGCUUCAGCAGGAGGUGGAGGCCGUCAAUGGCUCUGCUGAUAAAGCAGUGGAGGACAGUGAGAAGAUGUUCACUGAGCUGAUCCGUCUCAUGGAGAAAAUAAGCUCUGAUGUGAAGCAGCAGGUCAGAUCCCAGCAGAAGAGUGAAGUGAGUCGAGUCAAAGAGCUUCAGGAGAAGCUGGAGCAGGAGAUGGCUGAGCUGAAGAGGAGAGACGCUGAGCUGAAGCUGCUGUCUCACACAGAGGAUCACAACCAGUUUCUGCACAGCUACCCCUCACCGUCAGCCCUCAGUGAAGCUACACACUCCUCCAGCAUCAACAUCUGUCCUCUGAGCUACUUUGAGGACGUGACGGCGGCCCUGUCAGCAGUCAGAGACAAACUACAGGACGUCCUGAGAGAGGAAUGGACAAACAUCUCACCAACUGAAGUGGAUGUUUUACUGUCAGCAGCGGAGCCCACCACCAGAGCUGGGUUCUUAAAAAAUAUUCACAGGAGAUCACACUGGAUCCAAACACAGCACACACACUGCUGGUAUUAUCUGAGGGGGGCAGAAAAACAACAUUCAUGAAACAACAUCAGUCUUAUUCUAAUCAUCCAGACAGAUUCACUGAUUAUCGUCAGGUCCUGAGUAGAGAAAGUCUGACUGGACAUUGUUACUGGGAGGUGGAGUGG